This is a messenger RNA of Pseudocercospora fijiensis CIRAD86, 1422 nucleotides long. RefSeq lists its product as uncharacterized. Gene Ontology annotation, molecular function: molybdenum cofactor sulfurtransferase activity. Lineage: Eukaryota; Fungi; Ascomycota; Dothideomycetes; Mycosphaerellales; Mycosphaerellaceae. The transcript has 3 exons. Gene Ontology annotation, biological process: molybdopterin cofactor metabolic process. The record is from RefSeq and is a predicted model, not a curated record. Bases 1 to 1422 code for a protein of 473 amino acids.
AUGGAUCUUCUCCGUGUGCUUGAAUAUCCGCAGAUGCUCGGGAAAACAUAUCUGGAUCAUGCAGGAACUACGCCAUGGGCAAAGAGUCUCAUCAACGCAUAUGCCGCUAGCAUGACUGACACUUUAUAUGGCAAUCCUCACUCGGAGCACAAACCUUCAAGAGAUGCAGACGCUCGUGUUGAGCGUACUCGCCGGAAAGCGCUGGAGUUCUUCAACGCUGAUCCAGACGAUUUCGACUUGAUCUUCACGCCUAACGCGACUGGUGCUAUCAAGCUUGUACAUGACUGCUUUCGUGAUUAUUCAUCUGAUCCAGAUGGCAGAAGUUGGUGGUAUGGAUACCACAAAGACUCUCAUACGUCUAUUGUCGGCGUCCGCGAAGGAACAGAAAAUCAUAGAUGCUUUCGUAACGAUCGAGAGGUCGAUCUCUGGAUCGAAUCUCGCGGCCUGGGCGCAGCAGCGGCACACGAAGUCGGCUUGUUUGCAUAUCCAGGACAAUCAAACAUGACCGGACGAAGAUUUCCUUUAGACUGGCCAGUCCGCAUUCGCAACCGCGUCAAAGCUGAAGUAUACACUCUCCUCGACGCAGCGGCGCUGGCAUCGACAGCUCAAAUCGACCUUUCAGAUGCUACCAGAGCCCCAGAUCUCAUCGCCGUAUCCUUCUACAAGAUCUUCGGCAUGCCGAAUCUCGGCGCCCUCCUCGUCCGCAAAUCCUCCCCCGUCGUCGAAAUCCUCAAACGUCGAAGAUUCUUCGGCGGCGGCACCGUCGACAUGGUAAUAGCCGUCAACGACGCCUGGGUCGACCGCAAAGAUAACCUCCACAGCAGAUUAGAAGACGGAACCUUGCCCUUCACCUCCAUCUUCGCCCUAGAGAUCGCAAUCGAAAUCCACGAAAACCUCUACGGCCCUGCCCCAAUGACUUUCAUAUCAAGCCACACAUCCCACCUCAUAAACCUCCUCUACGAUUCCCUCACCUCCCUCCACCACUCCAACGGCGUGUCCGUCGUGAGAAUCUAUAAAGACCCAACGUCAAUCUUCGGAGACGCACGUCUUCAAGGCGCGACUAUAGCGUUCAAUAUCCAGAAAUUUUCCGGGGGGCUUGUCAGUUAUAUGGAAGUGGAGAAAGAAGCUAAUGAGCAAGAUAUUUAUGUGCGGAGUGGAAGUCUCUGCAAUCCGGGGGGAUUUGCGACGUUUUUGAAAUUUUCGCCGAGCGAGUUGAAGGAGGCGAGGCUUUGGGGUCAUAAGUGUUCGGAGCCCGAGGCGGAGUUUAAGGGGAAGGCUCUCGGGGUUGUGAGGGUGAGUUUGGGGGCUAUGUCGAAUGAGGCCGAUUUGGAGAGGUUUGUGGGGUUUUUGAGGGGGACUUAUGUUGAUCGGGUGAUUCGGAGGAUGAAGAAGAGUAUUAUGGGUGUUUUAAGGGCACGCUAG